GCGGGAGGAGGAGGCCGAGGAGGCGGGAGAGGCUGAGGAGUCGGCGGCUGAGCCCCCUGGCAGCUAGCAGGCAGACGUCCGCAGCCGAGCCCCAGGGAAGCCAGGGAUGGAACUCGUGAUGGGGGAGCCUAGGAUGAAUGGCCUGGUCCCCAGGGGCCCCCCGGAGCCCGAGCAGUCCCAGGCCGAGCUUGCCGGCUUCCUGCCCCGGCCUCCUCUAGGCAAACAGGCUGUGCAGUUCUCGGAUGUGAGUGCCCCAGUGGCCCCCCAUGAGUGCCCCAGCCCCCUGUAUGUGAGUGCCCUGGAGCCCUGGAUCCCCUGGAUGUGGGUGCCCCAGUGGCCCCCCAUGGGUGCAAGCCCCUGGAUGUGGGUGCCCUGGGCCCUGUGUAGGGUGCCCCAGGUGCCCCCCCGUGAGUGCCCCAGCCCCCUGGAUGUGAGUGCCCUGGAGCCCUGGAUGUGGGUGCUCUGGAGCCCUGGAUGUGAGUGCCCCAGAGCCUUGGAUGUGGAGUGCCCAGUGGCCUCCCCAUGGGUGCCCCAGUGCCCUGAUGUGGUGCCCUGGGCCCUGUGUGGGGUGCCCCAGUGGCCGCCCCAUGGGUGCCCCAGUGCCCUUGUGGAGUGCCCUGGGCCCUGUGUGCCCCAGUGCCCUGUUGUGGUGCCCGGGGCCCCUUGUGGGUGCUCUGGACCCUGGUUGGGUGCUCGGGCCCUGGAUUUGUGCCCCAGCCCCUGGAUGGAGGGUGCCCGGGGCCCUGGUUUGGUGUCCCCAGGGGAUGAGGUGCCCCAGUGGCCCCCCCAUGGUGCCCCAGCCCCUGGAUGGGUGCUCUGGGGCCCUGUUGUGGGUGCCCCAGCCCCUGGAUGUGGUGCCCCAGGUGGCCCCCCCCAGGUGCCCCAGCCCCUGGUGGAGGUGCCCUGGAGCCCUGGAUGUCUCUGGGCCCGGGAAGUCCCAGUGGCCUCCCCGGGUCCCCAGCCCCCGGAUGUGGGUCCCCAGUGGCCUCCCCAUGAUGCCCACCCCGGAUGGAGUGCUCUGGAGCUGUUGUGGCCCCUGGGCCCCCCCAUGGUGCUGGCCCCUGGAUGGGGGGGGCCCACCACAGUCCCGGCCAGGGGCACCCGCCCCGUCGACCGGGUGUUGCCUUGCCCUGUCCACCCAGGGGGCUGGGGCUUUUGCGGCCAGAGCAGCCUCAGCUCCAUACCCCCGCUCCAGCCCCUGGUUUUGGACGGCAAGUUCUCAUGUCCUGGCCGGUUGGUCGUCCUGCCGGCCCUCGGCCUUGAGCGAGGAAACAUCGCCUCUGGGUUGGGGAGAGGCUUGGGCUGGGCUGGCCUCACCCUGCGUGGCUCUGCUCCCGCCUCCUGGCAGGUGAUCUACAAGAAGUUCUCCAUGGAGUGCCUGACCAGUGGGAACUGGACCACAGGGCCUGCCCAGGACCUCAAUGACACCUGCGAGGUCCAGUUUUUUCCCAAACUCCAGGUCAGGCCUGUUAUUGCCCCCGCGUUCGUCUGCCACCCAGAAGUCCUCCCCAUUUACACAGAGCUGCGCAGACCGUCCCAGCGCCGGAUGCAGGCCGUGGCAAACAUGUCCAUUGGGGCAAUGUUUCUUAUGUAUGGGCUGACGGCAACGUUCGGUUACCUCACCUUCUUUGGCCAUGUAGAGGCGGAGAUGCUACAUAUGUACAGUCAGGACCUGCUGAUCCUCUGCGUGAGACUGGCGGUGCUCAUGGCGGUCACCCUCACCAUCCCGGUCGUCCUCUUCCCGAUCCGCCGAGCUAUCCAGCAGCUCCUGUUCCCAACCAAAGCCUUCAGCUGGACCCGGCACGGCACCAUAGCCCUUGUGCUCCUCGCCUUGGUCAAUGUUCUGGUCAUAUUCGUGCCCGACAUCCGGGACAUCUUUGGAGUCAUUGGAGCCACCUCGGCCCCCAGCCUCAUCUUCAUCCUCCCUAGUAUUUUCUACAUCCGAAUCAUCCCAAGGGAACGAGAGGCCUUGACAUCUCGCCCCAAGCUCCAGGCCACCGCCUUCACGGCUCUGGGCGUCGUGAUCAUGGCCAUGAGCUUGGGCUUCAUCUUCACCGACUGGGCAGUGACCGGCCAGAGCAGGGGGACGGGCCACUGAGCCAGAGGCCCAGCCGGGGCUCCCCCACCUCAGCCACCGUGUGCUCCGACCACCCCCGGCUGCGCGGGGAGUAUUUGUGUGUUUGGGCGGCGGGCCGGGGAGGGAGAGGGCCCCUGGGGCUCCGAACAAUCAGCCUGCCUUCCAGAGGAAGGGCCGGGCUGGGCUGGGCUCUCUCUCCCCGUGGGGAUCAAAGUCCCGGGAGGAAGGGGAGCCCCGGCCUGGGGUCUGUGGGCCACCCGCCAUGGGAAGGAGAUCGACUUGGCUUCACCUUUGAGAAAAUGCAAAGAAUAAAGAGAGUCUGGGGAGCUUG
Sarcophilus harrisii (Tasmanian devil) is the source of this 2408-nucleotide messenger RNA. It is a transcript of the gene SLC38A5, whose product is annotated as solute carrier family 38 member 5. Gene Ontology annotation, biological process: L-glutamine transport; glycine transport; L-histidine transmembrane transport. Gene Ontology annotation, molecular function: L-glutamine transmembrane transporter activity; glycine transmembrane transporter activity. Lineage: Eukaryota; Metazoa; Chordata; Mammalia; Dasyuromorphia; Dasyuridae. The record is from RefSeq and is a predicted model, not a curated record.